Molecule: messenger RNA, 2291 nt
Organism: Suillus discolor
Lineage: Eukaryota; Fungi; Basidiomycota; Agaricomycetes; Boletales; Suillaceae
Product: WD40 repeat-like protein
Exons: 12
Coding region: 172-2187 (671 amino acids)
Biological process (GO): proteasome-mediated ubiquitin-dependent protein catabolic process
Cellular component (GO): GID complex
Molecular function (GO): protein binding
Source: RefSeq, a predicted model, not a curated record
UCCCAGCUUGAGGAAUCUGUAGGUGACGUACAAUCUACUGCAUCAACAGAUACUGAGGUCUCGAGGCCUCGCAAACGACAAAGAAUCGAUAGCAUAAACACUCUGGAAUCCACCUCUACCUUCCUGACCGUCAACAACAGUCUUCGCGUCACUAAUUCGCCUCUAAACGACAUGCGAAAUCCUGAACCUGAACCUGAUAGUCAUUCCAACUUAUCUUCUUCAUAUGAUUUUGUACCAGAGGCAGGCCCGUCUUGCGUCACCUUGGACAAGGCUGGCCAUUCCAAUGGAAUAAAUAAGGAGAAUGGGUACUCUACUCCGCUGUCAAAUGGUACUAUUUCGAACGGAUCUUCAACAAUGGGAAAUGGCCUCGCCAAGCACAGUUCAUCCAUCACGCGAGUGUCACUGCCAGGCACCACCCUCUACGACGACCCAUACCUUGAUCGAGAAGAGUUUGUGAGACUAGUUAUCCAAAGUCUUAGAGACGUCGGGUAUAUAGAAUCUGCUGCCACUCUCGAAGCUGAGUCAGGGUACUCGUUAGAAGCACCGGAAGUGUCGGAAUUUCGGCAACACAUCCUGCGCGGUGCCUGGGCCAAUGCAGAGCCUUUGCUCAUUGAACUUGGGGUGACUGAUGCUGACGCUCUUCUGGAUGCACGCUUUCUCAUUGGAAAGCAGAAGUAUCUUGAAUUACUUGAGGCACGGAAAACGACCGCUGCGCUGCAGGUACUGCGGAAUGAUCUGGCUCCGUACAGUACCGCGUUAGAACAGGAUGAACUCCACGCAUUAUCUAGCUUAAUGAUGUGUUCAGAUCCACAAGAUCUGCGUCGACGUGCAUCUUGGGAUGGAGCGUCGGGAAAUUCACGGCGACAACUUCUUGAUGAUCUACAACAUUAUAUACCUUCUUCGACCAUGAUUCCCCAGCGCCGAUUUUCUACCCUUCUCACACAGUCGCGAGAAUAUCAACGACAACGUUGCCUCUACCACAACUCCCCCGUGAAUCCAUCUUCAUCCUCACUAUUCAGUGACCACACAUGUGACAAGGAAUCCUUCCCUCGAAUAACAACUACCAUCCUCGAAGUCCAUUCAGACGAGGUGUGGAAUGUGGCCUGGAGUCAUGAUGGUACACAUCUAGCAAGCGCAAGUAAAGAUAAGACUGCUAUUAUUUGGCGCAUUGGGCUCGAGGCAGAACCAUCAUCCCGUGAUUGUAUAGCAGAAUUCAUCUUGCGCGAUCACCCAUAUCCUCUCGGUUGUUUGGCCUGGUCACUAGACGACUCUAUCUUAUCUACGUCUGCGGAUCACCUCAUUUUGCUUUGGAACACAAAGACUGGAGCUCUGAUGAAGACGCUCGAGAAUCACGCUGAGACAGUGUCUGCCUUGGUAUGGCUCCCUGACGGCUCAGGGUUUAUGUCGGGUAGCCUCGAUCGUAAGAUCAUAUUAUGGGACAUGGAGGGCGAACCACGGGAAUCAUGGAAUGAUAUAGCCAUACGUGUCACUGAUGCUGCAGUGACUCCUGACAUGAGACGCCUGGUCGCUGUUGGGAUGGGAUAUAAUCCUCCUCCAACAUUGGGGACACUGGCUCGUGCUAACGUCCGAGACGCAUCUCCACCCAUUGUAUCCAACGGCAACGGUAAUGCAGUGGGGCCCCGUCCGCAGGAGAAUCGGAUGAUCAUCUACGAUCUCAAGACAGGACAGGUUGAGCUAUCUGUUCACAUGGAGGGUGAACUUACUAGCGUGAAGAUUUCCGAGGAUUCUCGGUAUGCAUUAAUCAAUCACGCUCCAGAUGAAAUACAUCUGUGGGACUUGGAAGAGUUCAGUCUUGCACGCAAGUUCACUGGGCAACGACAGGGUCAUCAUGUCAUUCGCAGUUGCUUUGGUGGCAUCCAUGGCAACUUCGUCAUUAGUGGGAGUGAAGAUCGCAAUGUCUAUGUUUGGCAUCGCGACACAGGUACACUUCUAGAGGUACUGGAAGGUCACGGCUUGGGAAGCGUGAAUUCCGUAGCCUGGAACCCCCGCAAUAAGCGCAUGUUUGCAUCGUGUUCGGACGAUAACACGAUACGUGUGUGGGAGGCACCUGUUUACGCGGGUGAACUGCUUCGAGGGUUCAGCAUCUCUGCGUCAGAGCCAGAGAUGAUUGGGAAGGGGAAGGGCAAAGUAAAGCAACCUUGGGCCUAUAACUAUGGAGGGUUAUAAUGUCUUGGGGACUCAGCGAACAUCGAUGAUCGAUGAUCUUUCGCGAAUGCUUUGCAUCCUCACUGCUUUGGCCAUCAUUGCACAACAUACAGUUAUCUGAACGC